UAAAUGGUUGUAGAUAUUUCUCUCACUAGUGUCCACAAAGACCUCACCUUUGCGGCCAGAAUUCAGAAUCUAGCUUUUCAAGUGUCAAUGGAUCCUCGCGGCAAAGAAGUCGUACUAAUCACGGGGUGUUCGGCGGGAGGCAUAGGCCAUGCGCUGGCCCGAGCGUUCGCCGCUAACAACUGCCACGUCGUAGCCACGAGCAGGUCCCGGGGUUCCAUGUCGGACCUGGAGAAUGACUCCAGGUUCUUCCUCCAAGAACUGGAUGUUCUGUCGGAAGACAGUGUACGACACGCGCUGUCGAAUGUUCUGGAUAAGUAUGGUCGGAUAGAUGUGCUGGUAAAUAAUGCUGGGGUGCAAUGUGUAGCCCCUCUUGCUGAGAUCCCUCUCUCUGCUCUCCAACACACUUUUAAUACCAAUGUUUAUGGUCCCAUACGGCUGGUUCAAGCUGUUGUUCCUCAUAUGGCAUCCAGGAGAAAGGGAAAGAUCGUAAAUAUUGGAAGCGUAACUGUUAUGGCCCCUGGACCAUGGGCUGGUGCUUAUUCUGCAUCCAAAGCUGCUCUGCAUGCACUGACCGAUACAUUGAGAUUGGAACUCAGACCUUUUGGGAUCGACGUUAUCAAUGUUGUCCCGGGAGCUAUCCGGACGAACAUAGCAAUAUCUGCCAUGGCUAACUACAACUGGAUGCCCGAGUGGAAUUUAUACAAACCUUUUGAAGCAACCAUCCUAGAGAGAGCCCAUCUUUCACAAGGAUUUAAGUCGACCCCUUCAGAUGUGUUUGCAAAGAAGACAGUGGCUGUUGUGCUGAAGAAAAACCCACCAGCCUGGUUCUCCUCUGGCCAGUACUCCACUAUCAUGGCAAUCAUGAAUCAUUUGCCACUAUUUAUUCGAGAUUUUAUUGUUAGGAUAGCAAUGAAAUGUUGAGUUGUACCUUGU
Messenger RNA from Juglans microcarpa x Juglans regia, 933 nucleotides. Its product is annotated as short-chain dehydrogenase RED1-like. Gene Ontology annotation, cellular component: endoplasmic reticulum. Lineage: Eukaryota; Viridiplantae; Streptophyta; Magnoliopsida; Fagales; Juglandaceae. Gene Ontology annotation, molecular function: oxidoreductase activity. The coding region runs from base 4 to 921 and encodes 305 amino acids. The transcript has 3 exons. The record is from RefSeq and is a predicted model, not a curated record.